Messenger RNA from Salmo salar (Atlantic salmon), 4944 nucleotides. Lineage: Eukaryota; Metazoa; Chordata; Actinopteri; Salmoniformes; Salmonidae. The record is from RefSeq and is a predicted model, not a curated record.
ACUUGCCGUUCACAUAAUUGACGUCACUUCCUGUGAUCCACAAUUUUAAAAAUAUUGUCCUUCUCAGUAAUGGCGGCUUCCUUCCCUUCUCCUUCUGCAAUAAACAACAACAAAUGGUACUUCACCCGAGAACAGAUCGAGAAUAGCCCGUCUCGCCGUGCGGGGCUUGAUCCAGACAAAGAAUUGUCCUACAGACAACAAGCUGCGAACCUUCUACAGGACAUGGGACAACGACUCAAUGUGUCCCAGCUAACAAUUAAUACUGCCAUUGUGUAUAUGCACCGAUUCUACAUGAUCCAGUCGUUCACCAGGUUCCACAGAAAUGUCAUAGCUCCAGCAACACUAUUCCUGGCUGCAAAGGUUGAGGAGCAGCCCCGCAAGUUGGAGCAUGUUAUCAAGGUGACCCAUGCAUGCCUCAACCCUCAGGACCCUUCACCAGACGUCCGCAGUGAUGCUUACCUGCAACAAGCCCAAGACCUGGUCAUUCUUGAGAGCAUUAUACUCCAGACCCUGGCCUUUGAAAUCACCAUUGACCACCCACAUACUCAUGUUGUCAAGUGCACCCAGCUAGUCAGAGUUGUUCCAGCGAGUAAGGAUUUGGCCCAGACGUCAUACUUCAUGGCUACCAACAGUCUACACCUGACCACAUUCUGCCUGCAGCACAGCCCGCCCAUCGUGGCCUGCGUUUGCAUCCACCUGGCCUGCAAGUGGUCCAACUGGGAGAUCCCAGUCUCCACAGACAGCAAGCACUGGUGGGAGUAUGUGGACAAUACUGUCACCCUCGAGCUGCUGGAUGAGCUCACCCACGAGUUCCUGCAGAUCUUGGAGAAGACACCAAGCCGAUUAAAACGCAUUCGCAACUGGAAAGCGGCAGGUCAGACAGUGAAGGGAGGGAGGUCCAAGGUGCCAGAGGACGGCGAUCAGACAGAUGGUAUGAUGAGCAUGGUCUCCAUGUCGUCGUCUGAGACCACGCUGGGUGGCCUGAUGAGCCUCUCCAACCCUCUCUCUUCAUCUUCCUCCUCCAUGGCUCCCAUACUACUGGAGCUCAAGUCGACCCUGGGCAGUGGUUCUGACCAGCCCAGCCACGCCGAGCUGCACGCCCCGGCCAAAGUAUCACUGAGCGAGUACCGGGCCAAGCACGCUGACGUCCUGGCUGCUCAGAAGAGGAAGCUGGAGAACAUGGAGGCGAGCGUGAAGAGGGAGUAUGCCACAGCAGCCCAGGCUCUGAUAGGCCAGCAGCAGAGGAAGGAGAAGCACCACCGUGACCAGCAACAAUCCAGCUCCCACCAUUCCAGCUCGGCCUCCUCUGACCUCAGCAGCCCCUCGCCUAUCAUCCUCAAGAUCCCCCUGGAAAAGGAGAGGGGCGAGCGCAGCUCCCUGAAGAUGCGUCUCCCUCUGGGGUCUGGGGGAGGCGGGAGGCACAGUGGAGGAGGGAACAGAGGAGCAGGAGGAGAAAAGGACAUCAAAGUGAGAAUUCGGGUGCCUGAGAAAGUACGCAGUGGAGGCUCGGGAGAGGAGGGGGGCAAGACUAGGGAGGGAAAGCACCGAGAACGUUCCAACCACCAUCAUCAUCAUCACCACCACCACCAUCAUUCAUCGUCAUCUUUUAGCGGUGCUUCUGUCUCUUCGUCCUCGUCACAUAAACACUCAGCCAGUGCUGCUGGAGCUGUAGGAGGAAGCAGCAGCAAAAAAGCCCCCAGUGACUCGUCUAGAAUGAGCUCCUCUUCCUCUGUGUCUCGAAAGAGGACACAUUCCACGGAGUCCCAGGGCUCCCACUCGUCCAAAGUCUCUAAGUCCUCCAGGAACUCAGCUCACCAGCUGCCUGCUCUUUUAGCUGCCUCUGGAGCACACUCCCUGGGGGCACACCCCACUGACAUCCUCCCCUCCCUGGGUCACCCCUCCCUCCACCAGGGAAACUACUCUCACUCCAAGGGGGACAAGCCGGACACUAACGGACACAAUGCAGGUGUUGGUAGCCAGUCGAAUGAGUACCAGGACACGUUUGAGAUGCUGAACUCUUUACUGAGUGCUCAGGGGGUGCAGCCUGCCCAGCCUCCCAUGUUUGAUUGCCGGUCUCAAUACGUGGAGUACAGAUACAGCGGCGGGUCUAGAGGGGGAUCUCGACCACCACCUCUGCCUGCUGAACCUCCACCUCCGCUACCCCCUCUACCCAAAUGAUCCCUAAUGAAGGGGUGAAUUACUGACAGUGUACCUGUAGAUGCAUCCAACCAUGUUACAUAAGAUAUUUGCUCUGUGAAUUUUGUCCCUUUUAUGUGUUUGUAUGGAUCAUGUUGUGGUUUUCAACUUGACAGCAAAGAAAUGUACUAAUACAUACUUUUCAGUGAUGUAUGUGCUGAAGUGUCUCCCUCGUCACAUCAUAUUCCAUACAUCUGUGGGGCAAUAACAGGAGGUGUGAAAGAAAAGCUUGCAAAAAAUGAAACGAACAAAAUUAAUUAUUUAUUCACAAUGUAAAUACUUUAUCAUGAUAUGAACUCAAAUCAAAUUUUAUGGAAUGGCGGGCAUAAUAUUUGAGCCAUAGCUGUUUUAAAAAAAAAGUCAAACAUUACAUGUUUGAAUGCCUAUUAGAGGAAACAAACUUGUUUGCUUCACUUAUUACAUUUUAAAGUCUUGCUAACAAUUAGUCUUUUUCAGAAUGUUUUUGAAAUAUACUAUUUAUUAUUAGUAUUGAAUGCUUUUGAGUAAGGUAUUUUUUUUAUUUUUAUAAAUACUAACUGCCCCUUUCUGCUGUGUUGAACUGAAGGAUAGUUGAGUGCUCCUUACACAGGCCUAUUUCAGAAUGCAUGUCUUCAAAGCCAUCGUUUUCAACAUUUUGUUUUUCAAAAUACUGUAGUCACUGAGGUUUUUUUGUCCUUGUUUUGUCAAUACUUUUGUUUUGUAAUCUCUGCAUUAUUUUGUGAACAAUUGUUUAAUAUUAAUAAUGUAAAUUGGUGAAAGUGGACAAAUAUUUUGUUAAGAAAAAAAGUUGCUAAAAAUCCUGUAAAUUGAUACGGCUUAUAUUUUAGUUCCUAGAUUUGUGUGUUACAGUCAUUGUUUUAAAUGGUUGUAAAAUGUUAACAGUCAAAUGCUUACACUAACAUUCAGAGUUUAUACUACAGUACAUGCACUGCAUGGCCAAAAGUAUGUGGACACUCAUUCAAAUUAGUGGAUUUUGCUGUUUCAGACAUACCCGUUGCUGACGGGUGUAUAAAAUCGAGCACACAGCCAUGCAAUCUCCAUAUACAAACAUAAGCAGUAGACUGGGCCGUACAGUGACUUUCAACGUGGAGCUGUAAUAGGCUGCCACCUUUCCAAAAUGUCAGUUUGUAAAAUUUCUGCCCUGCUAGAGCUGCCCCAGUCAACCGUAAGUGAUGUUAUUGUGAAAUAGAAACAUCUAGGAGCAAGAACUGCUCAGCUGUGAAGUGGUAUGACACACAAACUAACAAAACUGGACCGUCGAGUGCUGUAGCGUGUAAAAUUGUCUGUCCUCGGUUGCGACUCUUACUACCGCGUUCCAAACUGCCUCUGGAAGCAACAUUUACACAAGUGUUCGUUGGGAGCUUCAUGAAAUGGGUUUCCAUGGCCAAUCAGCCGCACAUAAGCCUAAGAUCACCAUGCGCAAUGCCAAGCGUCGGCUGGAGUGGUGUGAAGCUCGCCAUCAUUGGACUCUGGAGCAGUGGAAACGCAUUCUCUGGAGUGAUGAAUCACGCUUCACCAUCUGGCAGACCAACAGACAAAUCUGGGUUUGGCAGAUACCAGAAGAACGCUACCUGCCUGGAUGCAUAGUGUCAACUGUAAAUGUUGUUGGAGGAGCAAUAAUGGUCUGGGAAAUUUUAACGCUACAGCAUACAAUGGCAUUCUAGACUGUUCUGUGCAUCAAACUUUGUGGCAACAGAUUUGGGAAGGUCCUUACCUGUUUCAGCAUGACAAUGCCACCGUGUACAAAGCGAGGUCCAUACAGAAAUGGUUUUCGAGAUCGGUGUGGAAGAACUUGACUGGCCUGCACAGAGCCCUGACUUCAACUCCCAUCGAACACCUUUGGGAUGAAUUGGAAGGCCGAGCGGGAGCCAGGCCUAAUCGCCCAACAGUGCUCGACCUCACUAAUGCUCUUGUGGCUGAAUGGAAGCAUGUCCCCGCAACAAUGUUCUAGCAUCUAGUGGAAAGCCUUCCCAGAAGAGUGGAGGCUGUCAUAACAGGAAAGGGUGGACCAACUCCAUAUUAAUGCCCAUGAUUUUGGAAUGAGGUGUUCGACUAGCGGGUGUCCACAUACUUUUGGCCAUGUAGUGUAUCUGCAUAUUCAUAUACAAACCACAGCAGUGUCAAUCAUUUUGAUAAUGGACUGAUUGUAUUUUUUAGUGUUUUGAACAGAAUUAAGUGUUACUUUUACUGUUUUAACAGUAACUGAAGUCUUCACUUAUUUGAAUGAAAUUGAAAUUCCCGUUUUGGGCAAUUUUAGUAAGGGGUGUAUUCUUUUGUCUAUAUUUAGAUAAUACAGCAGUUUUUUUCUGGUUUGUUCGUGGUGAUUACACAUGCUUAACUGAGAGACUAGAGGGUUUAACAUUUUAAAAAAAUCUCUCGUACCACUGUCAACCAUCCUUGUCAGGAUUUCAUUUCUGUGUAAAGGACUUGUUCAAUUAAGAUAAUAAUAAUCGUUCCCUUUAUGUCCAGUUAUGCUGUUUGUCAUGUUUAUUGGUCAUAAACUGGUAUUCUCUCUCAUUUAAUCAUGUGUUGGGAAUCAUCUUUAAGAUUGUGAUAGUGGAAAUGAAGUGGGCUAUAACUUAGCUCUGACAUGUUUCAGACAUUUUUAUCAGAACUCUCUUGGUCCAAUAAGCUGCCAAUGGACAGAUUCAUUUGUUGGAGAUCAUGUAACACAGCUGUAGCAUACUGAUUUGAUCAUGCGGUGUUCCUGCUGUUUGUUUUUGUAUAUAAAGGAAAGAGUUGUCAUUA